AUGAAGUUUGCGCUGCAGCGCAUGUUCACCUGCCGCCGCAAGAAGGAGUCGGCCGGCGGCACCUCGACCCCGGGCGGCGCCAACCAGUCCCCGCGGGGGCCGGGGAGCAUGACGCUCGGCGGCGAGGGCGGCGACGCGCCGCCCAGCCCGCUCGUCGUGACGUGCCUGCCGCAGAAGAGGGCGUUCAUGGUUGAGGUUGUGAUGAAGCGCGUGGCCAUGGCACCAGAGGUCCUCGCAAAGCACAUCGACGAGCUCGACACGCGCGCACUGCAGGCGGAGGAGGUGGCGGCUGUGGCCCAGAUGCUGCCCACCAGGGAGGAGGUCGAGGAGGUCCGCCGCGCCCGCACCAAGGCCGAGGCCGCCGCCGCCGCGGCCGGCGCCGCCGCGCUGUCCCGCAGCAGCAGCCUCGCCGGCGGCGUCGGUGCGCUGAGCCGCAGCAGCAGCGUGGUCAGCUGCUCGUCGCCGUCGCCGCUGCCGGCGUCGCCGCGGCUGGGGCCAGUGGAGGCGCUGUUUGACGCGCUGGGGCGGGUUCAGAAGCUGGAGCAGAAGAUGCGCGCCCUGCACUUCAGGUACGAGGUGGUGUCGGCCACCGCGGCUGUGCGCGAGUACACAGAGGCGCUGCGGCAGGCGCUGGCGGCGGUCACGCGGUCGGGGCGGCUGCGGGCGCUGCUGCUCGCGGUGCGUGACGUGGCCAACAUCAUGAACGCCCACCGAGCCGGCGGGAGGGUCCAGGGCUUCCGCCUCGCGUCGCUGCGGCGGCUCAAGGACACGCGGUGA
This is a messenger RNA of Monoraphidium neglectum, 777 nucleotides long. RefSeq lists its product as hypothetical. The record is from RefSeq and is a predicted model, not a curated record. The transcript is spliced from 5 exons. The coding region runs from base 1 to 777 and encodes 258 amino acids. NCBI's taxonomy places the organism in Eukaryota, Viridiplantae, Chlorophyta, Chlorophyceae, Sphaeropleales, Selenastraceae.